Contarinia nasturtii (swede midge) is the source of this 624-nucleotide messenger RNA. Its product is annotated as leucine-rich repeat-containing protein 19-like. The annotation marks the transcript as partial. NCBI's taxonomy places the organism in Eukaryota, Metazoa, Arthropoda, Insecta, Diptera, Cecidomyiidae. The record is from RefSeq and is a predicted model, not a curated record. Gene Ontology annotation, molecular function: protein binding. The transcript has a single exon.
GUGAAUCUUCAGCGUCUGAAUUUAUCACAAAAUAAUAUAACAGAAAUUCAAACAGGAACAUUUUCACGUUUGUCGAAUUUGGAAAAACUGGAUUUGUCACAGAAUGCGUUGGCAAUAUUGAAUGCUGAUAUUCUACCAACGCAAACAAGUCAAUUGGAUUCAAUUUCAAUCGCUAACAAUCAAUUACAUGCGCUAAAUGGAUUCAACAGUUCUCGCCUUUCAAAAUCAAAAAUUGUCGGAAUUGACAGAAAUAAUUUUAGAUGCAAAUAUCUCAAUUCUUUGUUUAAAUUGAUUAGCUGGAAGCAGUUGGUCAUGAUUUCAAAACGAAUCGAAUGUAAUGACGUUACAUCAUCUAUAGCACCUACUGUUGUAGGCUCUGAUUUUGUUAUGACCACACCAUCUGUAAAAACAUCUUCAACUACAACACAUAAUCCACCAAAACCAAACCAAAUAUAUAACGUAACAACGCCAAUGACUGAACGAGCAAAUACAACAGAAGAAACUUCAAAAAUAAAUGCGACACAAAACAAGACGGAUAUACACGACCUAUUACACGACGGUCUAACUAGUAAUUUUGUUAUUAUUUUGCUAUUUAUCAAUACGGUGGUACUGAUACUGGCGUAA